Teleopsis dalmanni is the source of this 687-nucleotide messenger RNA. RefSeq lists its product as uncharacterized. The record is from RefSeq and is a predicted model, not a curated record. Bases 1 to 687 code for a protein of 228 amino acids. NCBI's taxonomy places the organism in Eukaryota, Metazoa, Arthropoda, Insecta, Diptera, Diopsidae. Gene Ontology annotation, biological process: DNA integration. Gene Ontology annotation, molecular function: nucleic acid binding. The transcript has a single exon.
AUGAGGUGUUCUAAAGGUCGAGGUCAAAAAUCGUUUAAAGGAUACAUCGCAGUAUUUGUAUGCAUGUCCUCAAAAGCAAUUCAUUUAGAAGCAGUAAGCGAUUUAUCAUCAGAAGCAUUUGUAGCUGCACUAAAAAGAUUUUUUUCAAGACGCGGAAAGAGUGCACAUUUGUAUUCAGAUAAUGGCACUAAUUUUAUUGGCGCAUUAAAAAAAUUAGAUAAAGAGUUUGGAAAUGCGAUCAAAAAUAAUACUUCGAUGGUACCAAUUCUUGCAGCAGAAAAAAUUGAAUGGCAUUUUAUUCCACCGGCAAGUCCGCAUUUCGGCGGUAUAUGGGAAGCUGCUGUAAAAUCAACAAAGUAUCAUUUGAAGCGUGUAAUAGGUGAAACAAAAUUAACAUUUGAAGAGAUGACUACACUUCUGAAUCAAAUUGAAGCAGUACUCAAUUCUCGACCGCUCUGCUAUAUAAGUAGCGAAAUUGACAGCAUUGAUGUUCUUACACCUGGACAUUUUUUAAUAGGUCGUUCAAUAUUAGAUGAACCAGAAGCUGAAGUUAAAAAUAAUAUAAGUUUAGUAGACCGUUGGAAACUUUUACAAAAAAUUAAAACAGAUUUUUGGAAAAAAUGGAAGAAGGAAUAUGUCCCUUCUCUUCAAAAACGAAACAACUGGUUUAGAAAAAAACAAAUUUAA